Molecule: messenger RNA, 1031 nt
Organism: Polistes canadensis
Lineage: Eukaryota; Metazoa; Arthropoda; Insecta; Hymenoptera; Vespidae
Product: integrator complex subunit 12-like
Exons: 2
Coding region: 204-1031 (275 amino acids)
Source: RefSeq, a predicted model, not a curated record
AUUAAUUUUGUGUAUACUCGAUCAUUCCGAAUUCCGGACUGAUUCAAUUUCGAUUAAAUUUAAAGAAAAAUAUUGUCGACAAUAUCGAUUUGUCAAUUUUAUACACGGAUAUUUGCAGUUUACUUCACAUUGAACUUUUUAUCUCAAUGUUAAUCUAAUCAUUAUUGUUUUUUUUUUACGUCCUCGUAUAAUCAAGGAUUAUUAUGUACGCGGAAAAUUCGACCGAAAUCGAUGAGGAAUUUUUCGACGCGUUGGCGUUGUUACGUUCGAACGAUGACGACAGUACUGAGAAGCUUAGGAAAAUGUUAGACGAACAAAUUGAGAAAAGAUAUGGUAAAAGUAAAACAUUGGCUGUUAGAAUGUCCAAAGAAUGUUUGCAAAAAGAAAUAACACGUUGCAAAACGUAUUCCAAAAGUUCGUACAAAUUAACACCUGAAAAAAAUCUAGAAAUAAAUAAGCCCGAUGAUAAUUGUUACGAAAUAAACGAGAAAUCGGUAAAAAAUGUUGAAAUAAAUGUUCAAAGGACAUACGACGAACAAAAUCAUGAUGAUGAUGAUAAUUAUAACGAUGAUAAUGAUAAUGAUGAUGCUGAUGAUGAAUUUGAAAAGAUCGAUAUACCAAGAAUCUCGAUUCCUGAUGAUAUCGCAACGGAUGGUGCACUUUGCAAGAUAUGCAACGGUACGAAGUUGGGUCCUCUGAUAUUGCUUGAGUGCCAAGAGUGCCAAGAGAUCUAUCAUCCCCUUUGCCAUAAUCCAGCGGUCAUCGAUAUAGACGUCUACGAUCCCAGACUCGUUUGGCGAUGUGGAAAAUGCGUCGAAGUUAGAGCCUCCUCCUAUGAGACUCCUCGUCCUCCUCCUCCUCCUCCUCCUCGUCCUCCUCCACCACCUCCUCCUCCUCCUCUUUUAGAAGAAGAUCGUAAGGAUGAUGUUAAAAAAAUUCUUAACAAAUGUUCCAAAAUCGUCAACGUCGAAAAGAAAAAACCUUGUGUUAAGGUAUACGGAAAUGAAAAAAUGUUCAAACGACGACGCUGA